Bradysia coprophila is the source of this 663-nucleotide messenger RNA. RefSeq names its product deoxycytidylate deaminase-like. Lineage: Eukaryota; Metazoa; Arthropoda; Insecta; Diptera; Sciaridae. The record is from RefSeq and is a predicted model, not a curated record.
AUGAUGCAGUUCCCGACAUGGGAUGAUUAUUACAUGGCAACUGCUUUCCUUGCCGCAUUGAGAAGCAAGGAUCCAGUUACGAAAGUCGGUGCUGCUUGCAUUGUGAACGAUGAGAAGAAAAUUGUGGGAAUCGGGUACAAUGGAUUCCCCAUCCGAUGCAGCGACGACGUGUUUCCGUGGACCAAAGACACUGCCGAUCCACUAAACAGUAAAUACCUGUACGUGUGCCAUGCCGAAGUGAAUGCGAUUAUGAACAAAAACAGUGCCGAUACAAAGGGAUGUGAUCUGUACGUGGCUCUGUUUCCAUGCAAUGGCUGCUCGAAAAUGAUCAUCCAAUCUCGAAUCAAAAAAGUUAUUUAUUUUUCCGACAAAUACGCUGAUAUGCCGACAACGAUUGCUUCAAAAAAAUUGCUAGACGCGGCAGGAGUAGAGUACGUGAAAUUCACUUCAUCAACACUGAAUGGCCGCAUUGAGUUGAAUUUUCGGGAUAUUAACAAUAUUGGCCAAUUAAAUCUGAACGAACAGCAGGCUUCAAGAGACUACUUACGUUGGUCGGAUUAUUUCAUGUCGGUGGCUGUAUUGGCGUCUUACCGGAGCAAAGUAGCUGGCAAUCAGAUGGGCGCUUGUAUAGUUAACUCCGAUAAUAAAAUCGUUGGUAAAUGA